Gaeumannomyces tritici R3-111a-1 is the source of this 1252-nucleotide messenger RNA. RefSeq lists its product as hypothetical. Bases 21 to 407 code for a protein of 128 amino acids. NCBI's taxonomy places the organism in Eukaryota, Fungi, Ascomycota, Sordariomycetes, Magnaporthales, Magnaporthaceae. The transcript has 2 exons. The record is from RefSeq and is a predicted model, not a curated record.
UGAGCCCAGGACCAGCAACGAUGUCCCGCCCCGUACGUGGCUCUCUCUUGCCCGUCCCUGCCUUGUCAUGGGCGAGGCGCAAAAAAAUGUGGGAUGAUGUUAAGGAGCGAGCCGGUACGGAACGAGAAAGGUUGGCUGCUCUCGGUGAUGAAAAGAGGUUUAGGGCGCCGCGCCGCGCCCACCCACCCUCACUCCCUCCCCAUCCCCACGACACACACCCCUGGCUGGGUUGGAGGGGCCCUAUUCGCAGCCUGGCCUGGUCACAUUGUCGUGGCCAGCAUCCGUCCUCUGUUCAGUCCUGGUGUUAUUGGCCGUGGAAGUGCCGGGGCGUCUUUUGGCCAAAGGUAAUUAUCCCAGAUGACGCCGUGCGGAUUUGGCAAUUCGCCGUCUCAACGGCUGUCAAUUAAUGUUGAGGCUAGUAGCCAGUAUGAAUGUGGCAUCGUCUGUGUAUGAGCUUCAUGCUCGGUCGAUGCUUUUACUCCUUACUACGACUGUACCUCUCUCUCUCUCUCUCUCUCUCGUCACCGCCAAACUGAAUAACUCGCCACGGGCAGCAUCGGCAAGCAGCCACAUCGGCGACCUCACAUCGCCGUGGAUGGCUGCACAGCAGCACCAGAGGCAGCAGCUAACCGAAGGCCGCAUAUCCCAAUACUAGUAUACAUACACCCGAGUACCUACAGAGUGGCCCCCAGCCAUGCAUGGCCUCGUCUGAUUGGACCUCGUGCGAGUGCGCGAUGGGCACGGGGAGUACUUCGCCUAUCUGCCCCUGCUUUUGCAGGACACCCGAGCUUCUCUAUUGUGCAGGGUCGUUGUAUCAGGGGCCGGUUUCCCUCCCCUUGACGCUUUUCUCUCUCUGUUCUCUGGUUCCUCUACCCUUUUCCUGACGGACACAACACACGCACACGCGCCACGCACAUCGCACGCAUGGGUUUUCUUGAUCCCUUGCAGCUCGACUGUCGGCAGUGCAGCCGGCAUUUCUUUUGCUCCCACUCAUUUGACGCACCGGCUAGGGAGGAGGAACGGGAUGAGGGAGGAUAACCAACAAAAGGAAGCCCUAGUCUGCCGGUCCCUCUUCGUAUAGAGACAGGACCUUUCCUAGUCAUGUCCACAGGGCGCCUUCUUUCCUUGUAGAAGCAUAAAUAAAAACCAAGGUUGGUGCAGGAGUUCGACGCGGGCGUCAGCGCCCCCGGGGCUCCGGCGCUCUUCCGGAUGGGUUUGAUGGGUUGCAGUGGAAUGCAACGCUGACUAGGGG